AUGUUGGAAAGCAUCAAGCUCUUGGCGUCUGCAGUCGCCCCUCCACGAAAGAAUUUUAUUGGUCGAGUCUCGGAUCACCACGAGAAUCAGACCGCCGCAGAGGAAAGCAGCCUGCGGAGUGGCAGUGGGGAUGGCUCCACGGAGGAACGCAAACCAAAGCAUGCACCAUUUGUGAUUUUCUGCCUUUCAUGCAUUACCUUCGUAAGCUGCUACUUAGGCGGCCUGGUUACUGUCUCCGUGCCCCAGAUAUCUGAAGACCUGCAGCUGAGUCAGGGUAUGGAACUAUGGCCCGUGUCCAUGUAUGCAUUAGCCACUGGUUGCACCCUGCUCAUUUUUGGUGCCGUCUCCGACGCGCUAGGUAGUAGGCUCAUUUUCCUGCUAGGCUGCUUCUUCCAGAGUAUCUUCUGCAUGGCCUGUGGCCUCGCUGAGAAUGGCACGCAGCUCGUCGUGUUCCGUGUCUUCUCCGGCCUGGCAACCGCCAUGUGUCUCCCGUCGGCCGUGAGCAUUGUCUCCGAGAAUUUCUCCCCAGGAAAGCUACGCAACCUCGCUUUCUCCUUCAUUGGAGGUGGCCAGCCUAUCGGAUUUGGACUAGGCAUGCUGAUGGGUGGUGUCUGCGCCGACACGAUCGGCUGGCGCUGGGGCUUUCAUAGCGCCGCCAUCGCCAACACAGUCGCCUUUCUUCUGUCAUGGUGGCAGCUGCCGCAAAAUAAACAAAUCGGCAUCAACUGGGUCCUCCUCUCCGCCAUUGACUGGCUCGGUGCUAUUGUUAUCAGCGCCGGCUUGGCCCUUCUUUCUUUAGCAUUAGCCAUCAUAACCUCCGACGUAAAUAACGCCCGUAAAGCCUCGACAAUAGCCUAUUUUGCUGUCUCCGGUGUUCUACUCGUGUGUUUUGUCAUCUGGCAAGAAUAUCAGGAACGACGCGGUAAACCGACACUCAUCCGCAACUCACUCUGGAGAAACAAGUCCUUCACCUCAAUCUGUAUUAACGUCUUUAUAAUCUGGGGCGCCUUCAACGGCUUCGAACAGAUAAUCAAUUUUUUCUUCCAGAACGUGCAAGAACUCUCUGUCCUGGACGCCGCUCUCCGCUUCAUUCCCACCCCUAUCACAGGUCUUCUCAGCGCCCUUGUUACGGGCUUGGUACUACACCGUAUCCGCGCCGACGCCAUUAUAAAUAUCACGAUUAUGAUCUCCUGUAUCUCCCCGCUUAUGAUGGCCCUCGUCAAUCCGUCCUGGAUCUACUGGCGCUGCGCCUUCAUCGCCAUCUGCCUUAACUCCAUCGCUGCCGACUCUCUCUUCACCGUGUCCAACAUCCUCAUUGCCGACAUGUUCCCGCCGGAGACGCAGGGCCUGGCGGGGGGUGUUUUUAAUACGUUCUCGCAAAUUGGAAAGAGUUUCGGACUGACCUUUGUCGAGUUGAUUGCCAAUGUCGUCAGCGAUAAUAAGGCCGCCCCCGGAGAGAGAUACGAGCCGGAUGGGUUCAUGGUCGGGUACCGGGUGUCGUUCUGGUUUUUGUUCGCGGCGAAUAUUAUCUGCCUGGUGGUUGGGGCCAUCGGACUGCGGAAGGUGGGUAACAUCGGGAAGAAGCGUGAGUAG
Molecule: messenger RNA, 1593 nt
Organism: Penicillium hordei
Lineage: Eukaryota; Fungi; Ascomycota; Eurotiomycetes; Eurotiales; Aspergillaceae
Exons: 3
Coding region: 1-1593 (530 amino acids)
Biological process (GO): transmembrane transport
Cellular component (GO): membrane
Molecular function (GO): transmembrane transporter activity
Source: RefSeq, a predicted model, not a curated record